This is a messenger RNA of Arachis ipaensis, 1115 nucleotides long. It is a transcript of the gene YLMG2, whose product is annotated as YGGT family protein. Gene Ontology annotation, cellular component: membrane. The record is from RefSeq and is a predicted model, not a curated record. Lineage: Eukaryota; Viridiplantae; Streptophyta; Magnoliopsida; Fabales; Fabaceae. Gene Ontology annotation, biological process: chloroplast fission.
UUAUCUUGUCCACGCGCUUGCGUUAUCCUGUGAGGGUUGCAUAGCCUCUGGUAAGAGAUAGAUAGAGAGAGAGAGAGAGGGGGUAGGUUGAGUGUCGUUGAACUGCAAUGGCCGUGACUAUGAAUGUAAAUGAGUCAUCGUCAACGACAACGACUACUGCCACUGAGAUAGACGAAGCUAAGAAGGCGGCGUCGUUUUGCUCGGUACGCGGUUGGGGAAAUCCUCAAACGCCGUUUGCACUCCCAUUCCGCCGUUUCGGAGCUCCAAGCUCCAACGCCUCUCCAAACAAUCACAUCAUCAACAUUCCUGAAUUGCGCAGGUUCAUGAGCGAUGCUGCGCAUGACCUCAUCAGAUUCGCUUCUCAAAACUCCGUUGUCAACAAACUCAUCUCUCUCCACUCCCAAUUCCAGAGCAUAUGCCUUCAGAUUCGGCGUAGUAGCUUGAAGAGCAUGGGGUCGGUGAGUGGUAGUCACAAUUUCGCAGCUGUUUUGCCUGGCGGUGACUCGGUGGCGGGUCUCGUGGUUUCUAACGGAAUCCUGAAUUUCUUGAACAUUUACAAUACUUUGCUCGUUGUUAGGCUUGUUUUGACCUGGUUCCCCAAUUCUCCUCCUGCCAUUGUUAGCCCUCUCAGCACCAUAUGUGACCCAUAUCUGAACAUAUUCCGUGGACUCAUUCCCCCUCUUGGAGGAACACUGGAUCUCUCUCCCAUCCUAGCAUUCUUGGUCCUAAAUGCAUUCACCAACACCGCUGCUGCACUUCUGAUGUUACUACUUUUGCACAAAAGAAAUGGUUGAGACGACUUCAAGGGAACAACAGGUCAAAGAGCUCUGAUCGUGUUAAUUAGAAUAUAAAAAUAAAAUAUUUAUUUGUCCCUUUGGCUGUUUAUGAAUUAAUAAUGUACAUUGGUUUCUGAUUUGUUCCCAAUCUUUGUAGUUCUAGGCAGCACAAUUUUUGAGCUUGUGGUACCUUAGAUUUGGAGAGUUAUUUUAGGCCACUGGUCAAAUCGCACUGGUAUAAUUAUAAAGCACCAGUUAUAUAUUUCGGAGUAAUCAUACUAUGUCAUUUAUUUAAAUUCUGUUUGUAUGUAUAUAUAUCCACAAUAAACCUUUCGGCAA